AUGCUGGGCUGGAUUGAGAAAGUCAUACCGCAACCUCCUGUCAGCUCCCCCAUCGCUGUAGUAGUGGGGAAAGACACACAGGCUGACCAAAUAGCUGUAGAAUCUGGGCCUAUAUCUGCAAGGCAGGUGAGUGGACAUCUCAAAGGCAUGCUGAGGGUGGGGUGGGGGCUUUGUACCAGGGCCGGCCCGCUCAUGAGGCAAGAUGGGGAGACUGCCUCAGGUGGCAGGAUUCAUGGGGGCAGCAGAUCCUGAUGUAGAUCUUCCUUCCUCACUCAUUUCUUCCCUGGUGGGGAUGGGUGGGAGGUGCAAUUUUGGCAUGCACCUCAGGUGCCAAAAUGUAUUGGGCCAGUCCUGGACCAUACUAAUUCCAUGGACUUUUGACAUGUCACAUUCUACCCUGGCAAACACAGGCUUGAUCUUAAGGGUCAGCAGUGGGAAUGGUGUGGUGAGAAUGAGGUGAGGAUUACUACAGGACAGCUGAGAAUGGAUCAGCAGCAGAGAUGAUCACACGUUGGGAUGUGGUUUCAAGUGGGAGCUGAUGUGCUUUAUGAAAACAAGAACAGCAACAACUAUCCUUAAUUUAUAGAACAAAAGUGUUUGGCCACUGGCCAUUGGUGAGAAAAUAACUCAGAAUUGAAAAGUGAUAAAAGGAAUAGGGAAAAAAAAACACAGGACAAAUCUUUUACCACGUGGCAAUUUAUUCAAUACACAAAUGAUAAUGGUCUUAAAGAAAAGCUCUCCAGAGCAUUGUUGCAGAUAUGGUUAGUGUGAACAGUACGGUCUGAACUACACUCUUUUUUAAAAAAAUUGUUUGCUAUCUGUGUUAGAUGAGACGAUUUAUGUGCUGUCCCCUCACAUAAGGUUUGGAUAAUCUGUGUGGGUUGAUAAAGAAACAGUUGCAUUAAUGUAUAACCUGGUAGUUGAUGAGAGGUGUAGCAGAGAAGGAUUAGAGAUGUUAUGCUAUAUGCUUGUAAUACAAAAUUAUUACAUUUAUUGUAAUAAAUGAAAAUUAUUUAAAGAAUAAAAUUAAAACAAGAGCACACAACUGGAGUGUGCUAUGCUCACCUUCUGCUCCAUUUAUAAAAUGAGCUUAACUCACCCUGCUGUGCUUUGGCUUUUCAACCAAUCUAAUUGUGUACACGAAUGCAGCAGGUGGCAGAGUUGAGUCUUCCACAGCACGCAGUGUAGAUUGGAGGCUGUGUGUGUGUUUGGCAGAGAUGCUUAGGAGGAUGGUGUUACAAGCAUGUCCCUGUUUACAACUGAGAAAAUGUUGGAAGGUCUGCAGAGGGUUGAAGAGCUGAUGUUGCUUCCAGGCUACUUUUAGUUUUGUUAAGGCAGCUGCAGCUUUUGCAGCAAAUGCAAUUGUCCAAGGCAGCCUUCCUUCCCCAACGUGGUGCACUCCAGAGGUUUCGGACUCUACAACUCUCACCAACCCCAGCCAGCACAGCUGUAUGAUGCUUGGGCUGGUGGAAGUUUGGCUUUGCUGGCUGGGGCUGAUGGGAGUUGUAGCUUGAAACCUCUGGAGGGGAAUGGCUGAGCUAAUGUGAUACACCUGGCUGCAGUGUAAUAUGCUGCCAGCCCUUAAGACUAUGAUAAGAGCCUGCUGGAUCAGACCAAUAGCCCACCAAGUCUAGUAAGCUGUGCUCACCGUGGCCAAUCUUAGGACAGCCCUCCCCUCUCUCAUCCCUGAGUCCAUCAUUUACACAGCAACACAGUGAAAGAAAUUACAGAAAGGUGUGUGGAGGGCUUUGAGCCCUAGUCCAAAGGCUGAUAUUUAAGAUUAGAUGGUCUGCUCAUCAAGUAGGCAGAGGAGAACUAACUGGUUGGGCUUGAGCAAGAUGCUUCUGGCUGAUCUUCUCUACCACCCUGUGGGUGCUAUUUCACUGCCUGAGAGUUGUUUUCUGAUUGUGGUUUCCUCUCUCUUGUGAAUCCUCAAGCUAACAGAAAGGAGUCCCGGGAGUGUUGCAGAAGGUAAGAAUUGGGGGUGAUGGGGAGGGGAAAGAAGAGUACGUGUGUAUAAGUCCUGGAGACAAGGCAGGGUUUGGAUUACAAAUUCUCAAUGCUCCUUCAGACAGCCUCUUUAUUCAGCAUUCAUUUUGAUUUGCUAGUGCAAAGCUCAUGCAGAUGUCCUGCCCUUACUGGGUAUUCAUUCUGAUUUGCUUCCAGGGCAGUUAUAUGACAAGGAGCAUUCAGCCUGGUUCACUUGCAGGGUGUUUACCUAUCUUCCCAUUAAUAAUUUGCUGGCCGCAUACUUCAAUGAAUGUCCCUGGCACUUCCCAAACUGCAAGAAGUCCUGUUUUGUUAGUAGAUUUGUCGUGGGAGGGUGAUGGAGAGCUCUAAUCCACUAGGAUUGCACAAAUCUAUGUUUCCGGUAUGCGUUUGAAUCCCUCUUGCAAAUUACUGACAGGUGACCCACAGGUGGGUUCAGGCAGCUACUGCUUUUGGAUGACAUCUCUGCAAAUGAAGCUGCAAAUGCAUUGCCUUGUUCGCUUACUAUCUACCUUGGUGGCCUGACUCUGCCUCCAGAAGGCUUGCAAAGUGGGAGGGAGUUAGAAUGAGUCUGGGGCACCCACACUAUUUUUUGGGUUGUCACCUUCUCCUUGACCAUACACCCCUUCACAAUUCUGCACUGUUAGCCAUCGUAACCACCUGUUGUGUCGCCAACGUUUUCAGACGCAUCCUUGAACAUUAAAAGUAUGGGCAGUGUGCAAGGAUGGCAGUAGAGGAGAGAGGUGCUGUGGAACCUCCAUGCACAUUUCCAAACUUCAGGAUCUCCUUUGAAAAGUUGCAAAAAUGCAACCCUGUCCCUUAAGGAGGUGUCAUGGGGGCAUCACCAAAAAAGCUUCUGUGGCUGUAAAUGUGAUCCAGAGAAAUCUUAUAUGCUCCUGGAAAUGCAAGUAGCACCCAAGGAUAAUUUUAGCUUAAAGCUUGGCUUUUCCUCCAUUUAGGGUUCAAAGAACAUGCUCGUGAUUCUAUCUCAACAACAGACAGGUACCUGCCAUUCUUUGUUUCUCUCCCCCUUAUUUUACACAUGUACCCUGUUUCCAUCUGGGUUCCUUAUUCUGAAUUGCGGCUAAAAGGAAUAGUAGGGGAAGGAGUCAUCUGUUUGAAACUUUCUAGCACACACCGAAAGGCUCCUUUUUGAGGUGGUUUACUCAGAGGAUGGUGGCAAACUGUACAAAGUGAGGCCUUCAGGGAUCUCCAGAACUGCCCCCUUGUAGAGAUGCGUUGAUUUUAGACCCUCAAGUCACCACUUUGGGCAAGACGAGGAGGACUGUUAAGGCAGAAGACAAACCAAAGACAAGUUUCAUAUCUGCAUUACAGGCCAAAAUGCCCCUAGUAUUUGUUACAGAACCAUAGUUCCAGGAGACAGCAGUUAAGAUCCACAUGCUGAGUUUGUGGAUCUGGCUAUAUUCACAUAUGUUGGGAACUUUAGCAUGGGUGAGAAGCCAGAUCUGGGAACGAUGGGAUGGGGAGCUUAAUUCCUUUCGCAGCCUUUUCAACACCUGCCCUCCUUCCCAUGUGGCAGCUGAAUCAAAGGCCCUGCUUUCUGCAAUUCAGGGUGUGCUCAUCUGAGUAGCACCCUUAAAUGACUGGGUGGUUCUGUGUAUAUGUUUGGGGUGAUAAUAGGGAGGGGGACCCAAUUCUUUGCAGCUAGCUGCCUUCUGGGUGGGGAAAGGUCUUGGCUCUGCUUCUGCUGUUAAGGUCUGGAAGGAAGGAAGCUUCUUUGUCUACCCCAGUCCUCCUCCUCCUCCUCCUCCUCCUUUGCAGCCCUGGCCGAGGAGUCCUCUCCUGGAUAUCUCAGGGCCUAGAGAAGGUGAUGCCACAGCCGGCACAGAACUCUCCUGUCAUGCUGCAAGAGGCUGCCAAGAGCUUUGAAGCUAGCAUUGAUAUCCCAGAUGUGGUGAGUAAGGGUGAUCCAGUUUGAUGGUAGUCUUGCUUUCAUCCUGAAAUGUUUCUGAUGGUGAAAUUUAUUUUUUUGGUCUGUGUUCAGACAGAAGUCCAGAGCAUAGAGGAGGAGAAAGAGGAAGAGGAAGAAAUAGGUAAAGUGCUUGUGUGUGUUUGUGUGUCCCCCGCCUGUGAGUGGGCACUGAAGUGUGUUCCCUGACAUGAUGUAUAGAGGGGUAAAGGUAAAGGUAAAGGGACCCCUGACAGUUAAGUCCAGUCGCAGACGACUCUGGGGUUGCGGUGCUCAUCUCGCUUUACAGGCCGAGGGAGCUGGCAUUUGUUCGCAGACAGUUUUCUGGGUCAUGUGGCCAGCAUGACUAAGCCGCUUCUGGUGCAAAGGAACACCGAAACCAGAGCAGCACACGGAAACGCUGUUUACCUUCCCACUGGAGUGGUACCUAUUUAUCUACUUGCACUUUUUGGCAUGUUCUCAAACUGCUAGGUUGGCAGGAGCUGGGACCAAGCAAUGGGAGCUCACCCCUUCGCGGGGAUUUGAACCGCCGACCUUCUGAUCGGCAGGCCCAAGGGGCUCAGUGGUUUAGACCACAGUGCCACCAGCCCCCAUAGAGGGGUAAGUUGCCUGUAAAUAAUUGACCAGCAUGAGGGGCCCCCUAUUCAAUCAUAGCUGUGCAGUUUCUCAUAUCUUUAAUACUCCGCAGAGUUCCUCUUAUCUGUCCCUCAGGUAUUCACAGCAGCUCCUGCCAUUAAGUCAACGAUUUAAGAAUCCUCCUUAAACUGGACACUGGGUAGGAUUGCAGCAACAGGAAAGGGAAUGUUUAAUCACACACACACACCCCACACACUGAAUGUCAUGAUGAAUGUCUUCCCCUAACAUUAAGGACCAGGGAAAGGGGGACUUAUUAUUUUUAAUUUUGCUUUAUUUGUUUCUAUAGUAAGAUGCGAAUAAAAAUAUAUCUAUGCAGUGUACAAACAUAAUUUAAAUCCAAUAGCAACAACAACAAAACACAGCAAAAUACAUUGAUGGAAGAGAAGUGCAAAAUGAGUUAUCUGAUAUGAAGGUUAUAGAAAUUAUAAUCUGGCCCUUUCCAGCAGACGGCGCGAAAGUAUCUUCUUUUCCAAUCCCCUGUUCUCUCUCUCAUUUCCCCUACUUCCACCAGUAUCUGUGAUUGAUGAAGAAGAGGAGCAGAAUGAACUGUACUACAGCUCAGACAACAACGCCCCGGAUAAAAUGUAAGUUUUCCCAAACCCACCAGGUAUUUUGAACUUCGCCUGUGCUUGAAUCCUAAAAACAUUAUACAGAAGUAGAAAUUUCAAGGUGGAGAGUCUGAAGAUGAAGCUUCUUAGUAGGAACCCCUCCCUGAAGGAGCAGUUUGGAGUGCCAUUUAUGCACCUUUAGCUAUGCUGCCACUUUGCUGGGAAUGCAAAGAAAUGCUCUAUGAUCUUAACCUAUAUACUAACUAGCACUUGUGCAAUGUUUGACUGCAAUUUCCCACAGAAACAGGAUGAAGGGAACCACAGGGGGGAAUCUUCUUUGUGUAUUCCUUUUAGUUCUAUAAUGUGGACACACACACAAACACUCUCAACAUGUGUCUUGCUAUAGCUGUGAUGACAGUUUUAUUGUGGACUAGUAAGAUGAACAAUCGUAAUAAUGUGUUCCUUUUCUCUUUAUCUCUUUCUUUGAAGUGGUGGGAAAAAAGUGAUCACUUGGAUUUGGGAAGGAUUUGGGAAAAUGAUGCCUCAACCUGAAAACAUGAAAAAGAUGGAGGUAAGUGCAGACAAGGCAGAGAACCAAUAAGAAAACAAAUAAAAGGCAACGGUAUUUCAUUUAAACAAAAUUCACGGAGACUGCAAAAUAAUACUUUGCUGGGACCACCCAAGGCUCACAAGGUGGUGUGUGAGAUUUUGGCGUACACAAAACUCUUCCUCAGGUUGGUGUGUGUGAGAGAGUGUUUUUUUAAAAAAAUAGAAUAUAAUGAAGUUUGCUUUCAGUCUCUUGGGCUGCACAAAAUAACUAAGCUGGGCUGAAUUGUUGCAGAAGCUCCCAAAUGCUGUAGAAUUCAUUCAUUCGUUUGAAUUUAGGUUUUAAACUGCUGACUUCCGGGGUGGCGCCAUCGGCAAUGGCCGACUCCUUCUGAACUGGAGGGACUAGCUCCGCGUGAAACGGGUCUUUUCCGCUACGGCGAAGCGGGGACCCUUUUAAAAAUCACAGGCGGAUGAAGCCUGUGACCAUGGGACUCGGCAGGCACCCUUAGCGCCCCCCCCAACCUGCAAAGGAACCCAUUAACGGGCUCCGAAGUGAAGAGGGGGAAGUGGCGCGGUGCUGUGAGUCAACUGCUAUUUCCGUGGAGCGAAGCCGCAUAGCCGUUGCCGGAGAGCGCUGCCUUUUUCCUGGGACAAUUUGGCUUCUAAAAUAAGCACCCAUGAGUACUUAAACUUUGAACAAUCGGACUUUAAAUAAAGACUUGCGAGCAGAAAGGAAUUGGACUUAAAAAUUUACUUCAAUUUGGUACUGAAACGGGAAGGUUUAAACAGGAAGUCAGCCUUCCGUUUCUUUGUAGACAGAAUAAAGCAAAGACAACGUAAACUAGAGCUCAGAAAAUCGCUUCUAAAGGAUUGGCUUUCAUCAUUUAAAAUUGUUGAACCCCCCUUCGGCAGCAGGAGAAGAAGGGGAUCUUUUUUGGACUGUUUAAACCUGCAGAAGUGAGUUUAAAGUAAAGUAACUUUCCACCGUCCUGAUCCUGGAGCGGGGUGUCAGGACUGACGUUUGAAGCUCAUUGACCAGAGACAAACGUUUUUGACAGAUAGCUAAAAGAAGAGAAACAUAGUGAUUCCACUGUUUCCUUUCGCAUUUUAAAGGAACAAAUAUUGACAAAAUAUCUCAAAAAGGAUACUUUGUUGCAAGAACAAAUAGAAGUCUUCCCCCUAGAGGGAGACUGUGAAACUGUAACUAAUUCCAGGGAGCUUGCAGCUGUCACAGAUUACAAUCGUGGGAAUGGACUUGUGACCUUGUAGGACAAUGUAUUCAGAGGCUCUGUUGUGUGCUCUCUGUAAAACAAGUGCCCUACUGGAACAGUUAAAUGAGAAGACGGAUUUGAUGACUAAUGCGGUCAGAAUUUUUGAACAGGCAGUGGGAAACUAUGUGGAGCCCACCCAGGAAUUAGAUCAGGAGUGUGUCCUGACAGAGCAGAUGAGAGAAGAGGAUGUUGCUGAAUCUUGGGCGCCAGAGAUGGAGGGAGCUGCGGCCUUGCAGGAACAUGAGCUUUUGGAUUUGACAAAUGAACUUGGAAACAGCCAGAUUUGGAAAGAUAAAGUUUGGAUUGGUUUGGAAAUGGGGGGUUGGAUAGACCUCCCUAUGCAGGGAUGUUUGGACUUUCCGAGUCUGGCAAUGGGCCGUGAGAUUAAGGUAAUGUAAUGACAGAAUAUUAUGAAAUAUGGAAAGGAUUUGCUGCGAUAAUUAUUAACUAGGAUACAAAAAAGGGAGGGGGAGGAGGUCAAAGAAAGAAGGUAAUGAGAGUUGAGGAUUUGAGAAUGAUGGAUUUAUUUUUGUCUGUUUGUGGUGUAUUUUUGCUUUUUGAAUUUGUUUUGUUUGAUGUGGUUUGUUUUUUCUUUUUUCUUUUUCUGCUUUGUUUUUUCCCCUGUAAUUUUAAAAACAUUUCAAUAAAUAUCAUUUAAAAAAAAUAAAUGAAUUUAGGUUUUAAAUUUUAUAGGGAGGCUCUCCUGGUACCUUCAUUACAUAUCUUUAGAUGCCAGGCAAAAACAUUUCUCUAUAACAAGGUUUUUGCCUGAUAAACAUUCAAUGGACUUUCAAAUGUGUUUGUGGGAAGGUGGCUAUUGGCUUGUUUUUGUUUUAUGUAUUUGGGGUUCUCAUUUUGUCUUUUUACGUUGUGAACUGACCUGUGAUCUUUGGAUGAAGGAUGCUUUUCUCUGAACUGCAGGCUCCUCCCUACCUGCCACUUGCUGCCCUUUUCUACUCCUUUGCAAAAGCCUGUGAGGGAGCAGAGCUGGCAUUCAUAAUACAGGUACCUCUUUUUGCUUUCUCUCCAUUUGUGCUACCAGGAAGGGACCCCAGGAAACCAAGCAGCACAACGGGGUGAGUGACUGGCUUUGGGGUGCCCUUGUGAUUUGGCUGCAGGCUCUUGCAGGAAGGAUGCUAACUUCAUUCUCCAACUCUCCUCUUCCCACCCCCUCACAGCACAGAAAGGGAGUUUACCUGCCAGCCCUCUCAGUGAACCAGGGAUGAAGCACCGGGCCUCGACUGACAACCAGUCCACUCGGAGCCUCUCUCUCUUUCCUCGAACACUUGGCGGUGAUGGGACCAGGUCAGUGUGCAGAGCAGCCUUGCUUGGCCAGUUGGAUCCAGCAAUUCAGGUGCUUCUAAAUGCUUUGCAUGGCAAUGGAGAACAGCAACCAGAUAUUGUAGAGUUGGAAAAGGUUCGGGAAAAGGCAACCAAAAUAAUCAAAGAGGAUGGAGCAACUCCCCUAUGAAGAAAAGUUGCAGUGUUUGGGGCUUUCUACUUUAGAGGAAGAGGUGACAUGGUAGAAGUUUAGAAAAUGAUGUACAACCUGGAGCAAGUAGAUAGAGGGAAGUUUUCCUCCUUCUCUCAUAACUCUAGAAUUAUGUGAAGCUGAAUGUUUGAAAAUUCAGGGCAGAUAAAAGAAAGUGCUUCUUCACACAACACACAGUUAAACUAUGGAACUCACUUCCACAGGGGGCAGUGAUGGCCACCAAUUUGGAUGGCUUUAAAUUCAUGGAGGAUAAGGCUACUUACCUACUGUCAGAGGCAGUAUAUCUUUCUGAAUACCAGUUGCUGGAAACCCAGGAGAGUGCCUGUGUGCUCAUGUCCUGCUUGAGGGUUUCUCACAGGCAUCUGAUGGACCACUGUGAGAUCAGGAUGCUGGACUAGAUGGGCCAUUGGUCUCAUCCAGCAGACUCAUUUUAUGCUCUUAUGUUUCGGCUUUGUCGGGUCACCUCACUGAAGAAGAGAAGACUUCAUGACUUGAGGCCCUGAGAUUCUGGACUUGGAUGUGUCUCCUACUGGCUGAGUGUCAGAUGACGCAUUCCUCGGAGGUGUUGGGUCUGUUGCAAGGGCUCUUCAGAGAGCUGUUGGUCCCCCCCAAAUUUUGAGUGUGGUUCUAAUAAGGAUCUUCUUCUGACCAACAGUGUUAUUGACUGGUUUGUUCAGGGACUGGAGAAAGUGAUGCCACAGCCUGUGACCAAAGGGAAGGAAGAUGGACAGGUGAGGAAGGGUCUAUUGGGUACCCUUUUUAAUGUUCCAGUGGUGGGCCGGUUUAUUCUUUUGCUGCUCCAGUGCUGUGUCCCAAAUCAUUCUGGGUAGGUAAGAUGAAAUGGGGGUGGAAUUAAAUUCAGUGGUGAUCUGAGAUACUGAGUAGGAUAUCAAUUUUGGAGAUUGAAUUAAUUUAGGAUGACUUUUUAUAGAGAUGAUUUAGGGGGUAAUGGGUUCUGCCCCUCCCAAUUUUACCCUCUUAAUCACUUAUGAAGCAGAUUAUGCUGAGAGGUGGUGACUGGCCCAAGGUCACCCAGUGAGCUUUACAACUCAGUGGAGCUUUCAGCCCUGGUCUCUCAAUGUUGUAGUCUGACACACUACACCACACUUGAGAGAGGAUGGUUUUGAACCUCUUUUAGGAGCUAAUGGAGCAGGCAGAUACGAGAGAGCAGAACUUGCCCCUUGACGUCACACUUUGUUUUCUCUUCCCAACAGAGUGCAGAAGCUGCAGACCUGAGCCCAGGGCAAGCAAGUAAGUCAUAAUGAGUCAUUUCCCAUGAUGCUGUUCAGGAGGCUUUUCUUAGCCAUUUCUUCUCAGAGGGUUGGUCACGGGUGGGCUUCUACCCCUCAGAUCCAAACAGCUUCUUUUAUGAUGCACCUUCACACAGCUGAGGGUGGGCAGUUAAACUUGCCUUUGCAGAUAGCAGAGGGAAUGAAGUUGAGAAGUUCCUUUGAAUGCUCCCUUAUUAUGUGUGAGGCAGAUCUUUGCCAACCUGGUGCCCUCUGGAUGUUUUGGGCCACAUCUUUCCAUCAUACCCAGCAUCAUACAGCCAUGCCCUCUGUGGGAAUGUUCAGGGUGGCAGGAGAGGAUAUACUGUUUAUUAAUCUCCUUCCUAACUUGUGCUAGCAAGUUCCUUUACUUAGCAGAGUUUACAUUUCCCUUCUCAUGCACAGCAGAAAACUAGCUGCAAACUCAUGUGAGUUUCUUAAGACAAUAAGCAAUUCAACCUGGCUUGUCCAGAUUGAAAUGUGUUCUAAUAUUUUCCUGGUGAGACCCCUUGAAUCCCUCCUAAAAGAAUAAAGACACCACAGUUGUUCAUAAGCAAUAAAAAGAAAGUUUACUCAUGAUCAGGCAGAGCAUAGUGUGAUCCCUGAAGGCAGGCUUAAGGCUUAAAGUUACAAACUUAUACAAACAUCUUUAUCCCAUAAGGGAGAUGACCUGAGGGACUGAUUGGCUGGCAGCCAGCAGUUCAUUCCAGGAAGUUUGCAGGAUGAAAAGAAGAUGGAAAAGAGAGAGAGUGGCAGCAUGCCUUGUCCUUUAGGUCACUCUCACCCACUAGUCACAUGCAAGGAAGGAUGCUCCAGCCCAGCAGGAACAGGAAGUUUCGACUGGCUGGACCAAACAUUCCCUUGCAUGUCCACUCUAGGAAAACAAGGAAUGUUGUAUUUGGCUGCUGCCAGUGGAUUACAUCCCAUACCCUCAAUGAGUGAUGGGAGUUGUAGUUCAAAAGAACUGAAGAACACCAGGUUGAAGAAGGCUACUGUAAUGACAUUUGAUGAGUGCUGAAUGAAUGUUUCUGAAUGUAUGAGGAAGUUCAGUUAGCAUCCCGGGGACUUAGCGGUGGGCGUGUGCCUUUCCAUGCUGCUGAUAACUGCAGUUCUUGAUGUUUGCCGUGGAUAAUUGUUUGCUCACCACCUCUCCCAGUUUAUUUCUAUGACCAGGUUGGAAGGGGGCAUGCAAUUGUAUGGCUUGAAUCAAAUAUUAUACUACCUCUCCAGCCCUCUGCAGGACGACAAGCCUUCUGUGCUUCGCAGGUCAGGGACUGGAGGAUCCAAACCAAUUUCAGUGGCUGUUUAGCAAGCAUCCUGUUAAUCUGACUUUAGCGUGUUGCUCACUGGCCUGGGUGCUGAGCUCCAGUGCAUUUCUGUGGGCAUGGAGAAGGGUAAUACCAUAUAUCUAUAUAUGUAUAAAUUGUUCUCAAGUUUAGGGAACCAAGGGACACAAUAUUUGUUGGUCACCUUCCAGGGGCCACAUUCUAAUGGUGGAUGAGGCCAGAGGCAAAACUAGGUGAAAAGUCAGGUUUCUCUACUCCCCCACACACAUCUCUCCAUCCUCUGUACAGGCAAACAAGAGGCAUUUUCACAGGUGAAGAAAACAAGUGAGUUAGUGAAAAGCACUUGGGAAGAGAGGGUAGCAGAGCCUGGGGAAGGGGGUACAGGUAACCCACCAAGAACUGGAAUUGCUCUGGGGGGUGGGGAAGCUGAGGGUUUUUGUUUUGUUUUGCUUUGAAGCAUUUCAAAUGGGUUUAUGUUCCCAGUGAGGCUGUGAAAACACCAGACCCCUUCCACUCCCCCAGUCCAAACUCUUUCCUUUAACUUCUUCUCCUUUUGUUUCAGGGAGCAAAGGGGCUUAA
Podarcis lilfordi (Lilford's wall lizard) is the source of this 11548-nucleotide messenger RNA. Lineage: Eukaryota; Metazoa; Chordata; Lepidosauria; Squamata; Lacertidae. The record is from the annotation of a GenBank genome assembly.